CCAUCUUUAGCUUCUCUUCAUCUUAGCUUCCUUGAAUCAUUCUGACAUCUUCGGCUCCGAUUCUCGGCGAGUUUGCUACUUCGCUCCGAAGCUUUGACCUCCAACUUUCCGACCUCUGCGCAAUUCCGCGAACCAGUUCCGAGUCAAACGAGUCAGAUUUGAUGACAACAACAACCUUUCUACUACUGCUUGGCUUCAUCGUCAUCCUCACCACUCCACUUCAGGCUCAAACUCCAGUCCAUAUUGUUCCAAUCUCCUGGGUGCAAAAUGCCAUCGUCAAAGGGGCAGUUUGUUUAGACGGGACUCCGGCUGCUUACUACUAUGAACAAGGCCAAGGGGAUGGUGCUAAUAACUGGCUAGUCUUUUUACAAGGUGGAGGUUGGUGUGUGAAUCAAACCGACUGCUUUAAUCGUGCUAUAUAUGGCAAAAGUUCUGGUUCAACCAAGAAUAUAAGUCUUACUUUUCCAUUUGGAGAUUUUCUCUCCAAUAAUCAAACAAAUAAUCCAGAUUUCUACAAUUGGAACAGAGUCUAUGUUCCGUAUUGUGACGGAUCGUCGUUUACCGGCGACGUCGAAGCACCUGAUAGUGUGACUAACGUGACAUACAAAGGUGCUCGAAUUUUUAGAGCUACCAUGGAUGAUCUCCUAUCUAGAGGCAUGAAUGGUGCCCAAAAUGCACUUCUUACUGGUGUUUCUGCUGGGGGAUUGGCAGCAAUGAUCCAUUGCGAUAGAUUUCGAGGACUUCUGCCAUGGUUUGCCAGAGUAAAAUGCCUCCCAAUUGCUGGCUAUUUUGUGCAUGAGGAAAAUCUACCGGGGAGCAAACAAUUUGAGGUGGCAUUUGAUGCGCUGAUUCAUUUACAUGGAUCAGCCGGUAUGCUGCCUCCACAGUGCACUUCAAUAAUGACGCCAAGUCUUUGUUUGUUCCCCCAAUAUUUAUUGCAGUAUGUGACGACACCCGUCUUCAUAGCCAUGUCGUCAUUUGACCAAGUUCAGAUAAAGUGGAACUUGUUCAAAGAGGAUGAAGUAUGUUUGGUAUCUCAAAACUGCACACAUGAUCAGAAACAGGCAAUACAAGAAUUGAGAUCUGAUGUAUUAGCUGCACUCCCCAAAGCUCCUCCAUUGUCCAGGGGCAUAUGGAUGACGAGCUGUAUUGCCCACGAGAUGCCUUACUAUUCUACACUGACAAUCAUAGGGAACAAGACAUUUGCGGAGGUAUUCAUUGAUUGGUAUUUUGGUUUCAAUUACUUACAAGUAAUUGAUACCCAAAUAGAGCCACAAAAUUGCUCUUUAUAUGGCAUAGGUCCAAAACAAUUGUGAGCUAAAUGAUUCUCUGCAAGGUUCUUGGAAGUUGGAUUUGAGUUUUAUGUUUUUCAUCAUUUUAGUAUGUAAUGUAUGUUGUAGUUGCUACUCCCCUGGUUGUCUACUGCCUUAAUGGUUGGAGACAGUAUGUAAUGUUUUAAAUACUUUAAAAAUUGUGUGAAUCAGUUGCGUACCUUCUAUAUGAAGUAUUUUUUUUAGUUA
Messenger RNA from Ipomoea triloba (trilobed morning glory), 1520 nucleotides. Its product is annotated as pectin acetylesterase 11-like. The coding region runs from base 162 to 1316 and encodes 384 amino acids. Gene Ontology annotation, molecular function: pectin acetylesterase activity. Gene Ontology annotation, cellular component: plant-type cell wall. Gene Ontology annotation, biological process: cell wall organization. The record is from RefSeq and is a predicted model, not a curated record. The transcript has 14 exons. Lineage: Eukaryota; Viridiplantae; Streptophyta; Magnoliopsida; Solanales; Convolvulaceae.